AUGUUAGGACCACAAAAAGCAAAAGUAGAUGGAGGAUUUGGGGAAGGUACUGAUUUACUUAAAGAAAUGAAUAAAAUACCUUUAUUCAUGACCGAAUUACCUGAAGAAGAGAAUGAUACUUUAGCCGCUUUACAGUCUCUGAUCUAUGACGGUCCUCCUGAAGAGGUAGCAGAAAAUUUUAAGAAUCAAGGAAAUGAAUGUUUUAAAGUUGGUAAAUCACAAUAUAAAGAUGCAAUAAAUUAUUACACAAAAGCAUUAGAAACAGAUUGUAAAGAUGAUAAAAUUAUUGAGGCUUGUUUAACUAAUAGAGCCGCUGUUAAUCUCGAAUUAGAAAAUUAUAGAAAAGUCUUAAUAGAUUGUUCAAAAGCAUUAAAAUUAAAUCCAAAAAACAUUAAAGCAUAUUAUCGUUCUGUAAAAGCAUUAUAUGCUCUUGAUAGAAUUGAAGAAGCUAUAGAUUGUUGCGAACAUGGACUUGCGAUACAACCUAAUAAUUUAGCAUUACAGAAUGAAAAAGAAAAAUGUUUAAAGAAAAAAGAAGUUCUGGAUAAGAAACGUAAAGAGAAAGAAGAAAGAGAGCAUAAAGAACGUGAAUCAGAAGAAGAAUUAAAGAGAGCGAUAAAGGAAAGAAAUAUAAGAAUGGAAUAUUCAUCAUCAAAAGCACAAACAUCACUAAGAUCAGUUCGAUUAGAUAAACAAACAAAUAAUUUAAUUUGGCCAGUAUUUUUUUUAUACCCAGAGUAUAAAGAAUCGGACUUUAUUGAAUCAUUUAAUGAGGAAUCAACAUUUUUAGAUCAUUUAGAAGUAAUGUUUGAACAACAUGCUCCAUGGGAUAAUGAAAAGAAAUAUAUCCCUUCUCAAUUAUUGAUUUAUUUUGAAUAUAAUUUACCCACACCUGUAGUAGGUGGUAGUGAUGCUGUACCGACAACUAAAUUAGUUAAAGUUGGAAAAAAUUGUACUUUAAAAGAAGUUUUAUCUCAUCCUAAAUAUGUUAUUAAAGAUGGAAUUCCAAAUUUUAUUAUUUUAUUAGAAAAAAGCAAGUUUAAAGAAGAAUUUUUAGCUAAAUUUAAGUAA
This is a messenger RNA of Rhizophagus irregularis DAOM 181602=DAOM 197198, 1071 nucleotides long. RefSeq lists its product as uncharacterized. Lineage: Eukaryota; Fungi; Glomeromycota; Glomeromycetes; Glomerales; Glomeraceae. The record is from RefSeq and is a predicted model, not a curated record. Gene Ontology annotation, molecular function: Hsp90 protein binding; Hsp70 protein binding. Gene Ontology annotation, biological process: protein folding. Gene Ontology annotation, cellular component: cytosol; nucleus.